Molecule: messenger RNA, 1338 nt
Organism: Clonostachys byssicola
Lineage: Eukaryota; Fungi; Ascomycota; Sordariomycetes; Hypocreales; Bionectriaceae
Source: the annotation of a GenBank genome assembly
AUGGCGAUCGUUUCCCUAGAUCCCGGCGCUUAUGUCUUCACCCUUCAGAAUCUUCCCCAAGAAAUCCAGGCUCUAAUCUACGGAUUCGCCGUUGUCGAACCUCCAAGAUGGGCCAAGAGACACAGCCUCAAGUGUGAUUUCACCCCUACCAGAGCCAAGUUAACGGAGCCACCACCUUUCGCGCUCACUGAGGUUUACAUCAAUCCUAAAGCCACCAAAAUGGGCACCACCACGCGUUGUUCAUGUGCGAAACGCAAGGGUCUCUCUCUUUUGCUUGUAUCCAAGUUGAUCAACAAAAUAGCCACUCCCAUCUUCUGGUCGCAGAACACAUUCUGCUUCAUGGAUGCUGUCGAGUUCAUCGCUGCUGUCAAGCAUAACCUCCGGCCCCAGCACCGUGAAAUGAUUCAGUCUCUCAGCAUCAUCAAUCCCGAUCCCAGCGGAGCCCCCACUCACGUUUCCUUCGCCGGUGAGCGCUCAAAGUUCAUGGACGAUUUUUGGAAAACCAUCAAAAACUGCCCGUCUCUUCGAAAACUGGAGGUCGCUUACGCCUACAUCGAACCAACCCGCAAAGUCCCAACACACGAGCACCUCAAUGAGAUACCCGAGAUGCUCCCAAAUCUUUCGACUAUCUCCCUUUCCUUCUUAGUCCCCAUCAACCGGCGAAACCUUGGGUUUAACUAUCCUCCGCCUUACUAUUAUGACGAGUGGAGCCAUCAAGCUCUAUAUGUCAAAUACUCGCGCCCUCUUUCAUUGCUGCGGGAGGAACCGUGGACAGAGAGCGAGCUGCACCUUCAUUACCGAUACUUCCAUUUCAACUUCCGCGUUUAUGUCUCAACUGCGUCCAAAGUUAAAUUCUGUGGCGCCGACAUAGAGAAAUUGGACAACUAUUACGCUUCUUGGCGGAUUCCCCAGACCUUGAACGCGGAGAGCAACAUCCGUCGGCUGCAACUGCCGAAUGGGGAGACCACAGUGGUCAAGGUGUACGGUCUGCCGCUGACGGUGAAAGCGAGGAAUGCCAGGCUUAGCUAUGUCAAAGCUGAGGCUCGCAAGAGAGAACGCCGCCCAGAUGGGUCCAGGGUUGCUGAGCAUGAGGCCAUGAAUUUUGCCAAACAGCGAAAGCGACAAAGUCGCCAAGGGGACAUGGAACAGGAGAGAGAUGAAUACCAGGAACUACAAAUAGCUCGUGGAGUAAGGCGCCUCGAUUUGAAGGCUAAAGAGGACAAAGAUGCCAAGAAGUCGGCUAAAAAUGAGCGGAAAUCUGUAAGGAAGGGCAUGAAGGCAGCUGAAGAAAAUCGACGAUUGGAGAGAAAAAGGGUAGGGAAAGGGCCCAUAGCAUGA